CCGCAAAAUCCCAAAUCUAUUUCAUCCCUCACCCGAAUACAUAAACGAAAACCCUUGGUCUUCCUCGCGCCGCUCUCCUCCCAAUCUCCAUAAAAAUCCCAACUUGAGAUGGCGCCGAAGAAGGACUCGAAGGCUCCGCCGCCGUCGUCGAAGCCGGCGAAGUCCGGCGGCGGGAAGCAGAAGAAGAAGAAGUGGAGCAAGGGAAAGCAAAAGGAGAAGGUGAACAAUGCAGUGCUUUUUGAUCAGGGGAGUUACGAUAAGAUGCUCAGCGAGGUUCCCAAGUACAAGCAGAUCACUCCCUCUGUGCUUUCUGAAAGACUCAGGAUUAAUGGAUCACUUGCACGAAGGGCGAUUAAGGAUUUGAUGGCGAGGGGUGCGAUUAGGAUGGUUACUUCACAUUCCAGCCAGCAGAUCUACACCAGAGCUACCAACACCUAGAUCACUCCAUGCUACCUCUUCAUUCGACUUAGAGGAUGAAGUUCUUUCUUGUUUUCCUAUUUUAGUUAUUUUUUAAUUUUCUCUUUGACAUCAGCAUCUUAAGUCCUAUUUAUAGAACAGUGUUUAAUUGGGAGAAGAUUUGGUACUUAGAUGAUGGUUCGCUGUUUGAUAUGAGCUCCAUUAUGUGAUAAUUAUAUUUUGAAAACAAGUCUUUCAAGUGACUUAUAUGCGCGUGACGACGUAGGUUUAUAUCUACAAUUUUAGAACCAUUAUGAUUCA
Messenger RNA from Asparagus officinalis (garden asparagus), 717 nucleotides. Its product is annotated as 40S ribosomal protein S25-2-like. The record is from RefSeq and is a predicted model, not a curated record. Gene Ontology annotation, molecular function: structural constituent of ribosome. NCBI's taxonomy places the organism in Eukaryota, Viridiplantae, Streptophyta, Magnoliopsida, Asparagales, Asparagaceae. Gene Ontology annotation, cellular component: cytosolic small ribosomal subunit. Bases 109 to 438 code for a protein of 109 amino acids. The transcript is spliced from 4 exons.